Messenger RNA from Penicillium arizonense, 993 nucleotides. RefSeq names its product malate dehydrogenase. The record is from RefSeq and is a predicted model, not a curated record. Gene Ontology annotation, molecular function: L-malate dehydrogenase (NAD+) activity. Gene Ontology annotation, biological process: tricarboxylic acid cycle; carboxylic acid metabolic process. The coding region runs from base 1 to 993 and encodes 330 amino acids. NCBI's taxonomy places the organism in Eukaryota, Fungi, Ascomycota, Eurotiomycetes, Eurotiales, Aspergillaceae. The transcript has 8 exons. Gene Ontology annotation, cellular component: cytoplasm.
AUGGUCAAGGCUGUUGUUCUCGGAGCUUCUGGUGGCAUUGGCCAGCCUCUCUCCCUCUUGCUGAAGGCUAGCCCUCUUGUUGACGAGCUUGCCCUUUACGAUGUUGUUAACACCCCCGGCGUCGCUGCAGAUCUCUCCCACAUCUCCUCGGUUGCCAAAAUCACCGGCUACCUCCCCAAGGACGAUGGAUUGAAGCUUGCCCUGACCGGUGCUGACGUCGUCGUGAUCCCAGCCGGUAUCCCCCGCAAGCCUGGUAUGACCCGUGAUGACCUUUUCAAGGUCAAUGCCGGCAUUGUCAAGACCCUUGUCGAGGGCAUUGCCCAGUUCGCCCCCAAGGCUUUCACUCUCGUCAUCUCCAACCCCGUCAACUCUACUGUCCCCAUUGCCGCUGAGGUUCUGAAGGAUGCUGGUGUCUUCGACCCUAAGCGCCUGUUCGGUGUGACUACCCUGGACGUUGUUCGUGCCGAGACCUUCACUCAGGAGUUCUCUGGCGUCAAGAACGCCUCCGAUGCCACUAUCCCGGUCAUCGGUGGCCACUCCGGCGAGACCAUCGUCCCCCUGUUCAGCAAGGUCUCCCCUAGCUUCCAGAUUCCCGCUGACCGUUACGAUGCUCUUGUCAAGCGCGUCCAGUUCGGUGGUGAUGAGGUCGUUCAGGCCAAGGACGGUGCUGGUUCCGCUACCUUGUCCAUGGCAUUUGCCGGUUUCAGAUUUGCCGAGGCCGUCAUCAAGGCUUCCAAGGGCGAGAAGGGUAUUGUUGAGCCUACUUUCAUCUACCUGCCCGGUGUUGCCGGCGGUGACGAGAUUGCCAAAGCCACCGGUGUUGAGUUCUUCUCCACCCCCGUGGAGCUCGGUCCCAACGGUGCCGAGAAGGCCAUCAACAUCCUCGAGGGCGUAACCGAGCAAGAGAAGAAGCUUCUUGAGGCUUGUAUCACUGGUCUUAAGGGCAACAUCGAGAAGGGCGUUGAAUUUGCCAAGAACUCACCACCAAAGUAA